UGGGCUGUUAUUUCUCUAGACUUGCCUAGUGAAGUACUUUGCCAGCUGUGUUUUAACAUAGCAAAUGCUUUUUGUUAUGCGAACCACACACAACUAUUAAAGACGUCGCUAUUGAGGUUAGCAAGCUAGCCUGCUAAUUGAUCCACCACCGGUGGGUUUUGCUAAUUAGACUGACGUUAAUUAGCUGAAUAAUCAAGACUGUUGGUAGGGCACACGAUCGUUUUCUCUCGGAUAAUUAUGUAUGAUGGAUUUCUACAAUGAUUAUAUGCCCUCUACAUAAACGGCAUAUGUUACCAUAUUAACAAGCUAGAAUUUAGACGAUAUUUGUAGCAGUCAAGCUAAUUGACUCGCCAACGCAGCUAACGUUAGCAGAUAAGUGGACAGUGUUGGUAUUUGGUGUUGGAAUGUUCGUGGACAGUUACAUGAUAAAAGUCAACAUUCGUCUGUUAUCAUAUAUACUUUGUAUGAAGUUGUGAUUGUGUUAUGUCAAUAGCAUUGGUCAAUUAUGCUGUUUAUUAUACGUGCCCUAAAUUACAGUGCAGUCGACGACUUAUUUAUUUAUUAUUGUAAAUCGUCAACACUGCAAUGAGAUUUCUCGUGGGGGGUUGCAACGUGUUGGCCAUUUUUUUUCCCUUUCUUUGACAAGAAGCAUGCAUUUAUAUAUUUAAAGAUCAGCAUUAUCUAUUGCAUGAUCCAACUGAAGUCAGCACACUUUGAAAAAAAUCCUUCAAGGAGGAGGCAGGUGAGACUAUAAGCAGUGACAGUAACGGGGUGUCAAUGUGGUUGUGUCCACUUUGUCAGCAAGGGCAGCCCGACAGAGACGGACUUUCUCUCCAUCUGACAGGCAAACACAGUGUACUUCCUGCCUGCCUGGACAAAUUACUGGAUAUUGCUGUCCAGACGCAUUCCUCGGGUGAGGAUGCUAAAGCCACAGUCCAGACAGGAGCUGCAGAUGCCUGUUUGGAACCCACCCUGGAUGAAGAGUAUUCCAAAAAAAUUGCUGACGGUUCUCAAAUGAGCGCAGGAGACAAAGACACUGCCACCCUGGAAAAGGACAUGGAUGAUGAAGUGGAGGGGAUGCAAGACCCAGAGGCUGACGUGGGUGGUUUGGAGUCGGAUCAGGAGAGUGCUGCUCAGUCCUCAAAAGUCUCUGGAGGUGCUGUCAGCAACGACAAGUCCACGGGUAAAAACGAAGCUGGAACCGAAAGCAACAGCAACCGUCCAUUCAAGUGCAACGCAUGUUUGGAGUCGUUUGCCACUAAAACAGCACUUAGUGUACAUUACAACUCCACCACCCACAUUCAGAGGAUGAGAACUGGGUCUUCUAAGCAGGCUGGGGAAAAUGAUGCUUCAGAACCAUAUCCCUCCCGCCCUUACGUCUCCAACAAGCCCUACCAGUGUGCUGUGUGUCGAGUCUCAUACAAUCACGCCAUCACGCUUGAGAGUCAUUUGAAAUCUGUGUUGCACCAAACGCGAAGCAGAAAUGCUAACAAUUCAGCCAACAAGACUGCUAGCAGUUCAAGCAGCAGCAGCAGCAACAACAGCAGCAGCAGCAUAGUGCCCAAUUUAGUUGUUGCCACCACGGGCAAUGCCACACAGUUAGUAAACACUACCACCAGCAAUUGCAUCACCCAGCCCAGCCUGACUGCAUCUGCAGCCACAACCAAAGAUGGAGAGCAAAUUCAGCCAGCACCUUCGCUCCUCACCUCUCCCGUGGCCUCGGCUCAGGCAGUCUCUGCCUUCCUCACUCUCCUGACCUCCAGUCCCAACUCCAUCCCGCAUUCCAUCCUCCCCUCUCUGUUUGCCACCGGAGCGGGCGCCACACCCGGGACGGCGGCAGGCCCCCAGCUCGUCCCCCAGGCACAGGUGCUUAUGCCGCUGAUUCUGAAUGGGCUGCAGACCCAGAACCCGCAGAGUCCAAGCCCCGAACUGUCCCAGUCUCUCCCUGUGCUGGGUCUCUCGGCCGCACAGCAAGCUCUUCUUGCCCAAAGACUCAGUGGUUUACAAAGUCAGUGGUCAUCUGUUGGACUUCAGGCCUCCGUACAGCCUGAUGCAGAGGAUUCAGAGGGAGCAGAGAAAACAAGUGGCUUACAAAGACCCUGUGAGCAGAUAAAAAUCGAGCCAAAAGAGGAGUCGUUGCCACUAAAGCUGGACAUUAAAUGUGAGGUGAAGUCAGAAAGGGUAGUGGAAAGUGAGGGUCUGAAAAAAGAGUGUAAAGAGGAGGAGCAGGGUAAAGUGAGCGCCCCUGAACUGAGCAGCGCCUUAAAAACCGAGGACAACAGGGUCGAGGAUGGUGUGGAGCACAUGGAGAAAGGUCAGGAGAGUGACACUGAUGAAGAGAGCACAAUGGAACGGGAGAGUGCAGAGUCUGAUACAAAGAAGUUGCCUUGCACAAAUGUAACAAAUUCUCUGGCAGCUCCCAGCCAGUCUCUCCUUAGUGAUGGCACAUUGUCUGACCUUGAGCAGGCCCAGUGCUAUACUCCUAAACACAGACAGACAGUAAACAGCACUGGGAUCAAGUCACGCCCCUUAAAUGCCUCCCUUGCCUUAGGCCGGUCAGGCCUCGGUUGCUCCAAGUCUAGGCCUCCCUUUUCUCCAGGAGCCCCUGUGCUUUCUGAGUUCCAGUACCAGGUUUUGUUGGCCUUUCUGGAGUCUAGAAGCGAGGCAGAUGCUGCAAGCCCCCCACGAGAGGACUGUGAAGCACUUGGGAGGGAGGUCGGGCUCACAGAAGAGGAGGUCCGCAAAUGGUUAGAAGACGCCCAUCAAGCCAAAGAGAGGCAGAAAGCUGGAGAACUUAGGAGAACGGAUGGGAGAGAUUAUGACCAGGACGAUGAUGAAGAAAGCGCACUUACAAUUGAUGAGAGUCCAGUCAGGUCUGCAGCCCACGCCAUCGACUUGUCCAGUGGGGGAGACAGACGGAGGGAGAAGGAGCGGGAAAGUCAGGGUGACUCCUGCUUGACCUCUGAUUCUGAGAACGAGGAGGUUUACACCUCUGUCAUUGUGACAGAUGAGGAAAGCCAGGCUAGCUCCAUGAGAGAGGAGCCAAGCAGUCCCGCUAAAGAAGCACCACAGAGAGAGCAAGUUGGGGAGAAGAGCUCAGGUGGGGGAAAGGUACUCCGGUCCACUACGGUUUUCCUUUCUGAUGCUGAAGAUGACGACGAGGAGGAAGAGGGUGGGAGCCACGUGGGGAAAAGGAAAAGGAGGAAAAGAGAUCCUGAUGGAGAGGACGUGGAGGCCAAGAGGGAUCGACUGGAUCCCGACCUGGAUCUGGAGUUGGAAGCUCAGGCUGAUCCCCCCACUCCCCUCUCGGUUUCCAUUGACCAGAGAGGCCUCCCCAGUAGUAUUCUCCAUUCGCUGCCUCUCUCCCUCUCUCUCGCCCCAUUCUCCACGCAGUUGUUCAGUCCAUAUGUUCUCUCGCUGCCCUCGUCCGUGGUCGGGGUUGGAGUGGCAGAGGGCGACGGUGGCAAGGUAGCGGCCUUUCCAAAUGCCCAGACCAUCGCUCACUGCUCAGCUGCAUUCUCAGAAGCUCUCAAUUCACAUUCUUUGUCCUCCCACUCACAGCAUGCUCAGUAUAUGUCUAAUGGCGGGGACUGUGAGACCGCAUUGGACCUCAGCAUGGGAAAGAACCAUAGCUCCACAAAGGCUUCCACAUCUGUCAGUGUGGCUGAUAAGACCGCGGCACAAAAAGGACGCUUGUUGGACGGACUCGGGCUCAGGCCGGCAGCGGUUGGGGUUCCAAGCGAAGGCGGUCUUAUUGUUCUCCAAGUGAAGCCAGACUCUGCUAUCGCUAUUCCGGCUGCCAACAACAGCAACUUCAUCAACCACAAUAACUUGGCGAAGACCAACACUGUGCUAAUGAGGGCUGCCGAGAGAGAGCCGACGUCCACAAUUGACCGAGAGAAAGACAAAGAAAGAGAGAAGGAGAAAGAGCAGAGGAGGCCCAAGGCGAGACGGUUCAAAGACAUGAGGAGAUCCAGAACCAUUAUUCAAGCGGAGCAGCUCGAUGUGCUUUACGGCUGUUACUUCAAAGACCCAAACCCAGGAAAGCACGAAUUUGAACAAAUCUCCGAGUGGGUACAUCUUCCAAAGAAAGUGGUACAGAUCUGGUUUCAGAACAUGCGAGCCAGAGAAAGGAAAGGGGAGGUGCGUUUCAUUAGCGAUGGCACUCUGGCAGCCGUGGGCAAGCCACUCAUUAAGUUCACAUGGCCCCUGACGCAGCCCAUCUUCUCGAGCUCCCCUAAAAAUAGCACCAACUCCAACUCCACUGCUGGAGCCACAUCUGUAAAUAUUCACCCUAAAGCAAUACCAGGUAAAGAGGAUAAGGUGUCUGUGAACCAGGGGGCUAACAGACCAAAAGAAGGUGCAUCUGCUUCAGCCGUUACUAGUGGCGGAGGAACAUUAGUAGUGCCCAAGACUAAAACUGACCCACAAACGCCUGUCACAAUGGUCAAAAUUGCCCCCAAAGCCAUUCAUCCUGCAAUCCAAAUGUCAGCCAAGGAUAGCACUCCUACUUCAUCCUCUCCAUCUCAGAAACCUAACCCUGAAGAGGAACAUGACAAUCCAGAACAGGGGGCGGAAACAGAUCGGGACAGCCCCGGACCCAGGCCAGGAGCCGCUAACCGCGCGGCAGCACCCAAGUCAUCCACAGCACCUGCCAGCACUGGGUCUGAGAAAGCCAUAGGUGAGUCCCAGCAACACAAUGGGCUCAAUUAUUGGACCCCCAAAAGCCCCUUCAAGAUCAACACUUUGUCACGCGAGCAGUUGGGACUCUCUACAUUUUGUACUCGCAAUCUUAACCCCACCACGUCACGGAACCCCACACCCACCCCAGCACCACGGAACCCCACCACUACCACACCACAACGAAACCCCCCCUCUACCCCAGCGCGGAUUCCCCCGUCUACCACAGCAAUUGUCACUUCCACCUCCACGCCCACCGUUGCAAAGUCCAGCCAAAGGGAUGUUGGAUUUCUGACACACUCCACACCAAGGCGACCACGCACGCACCUUACUUGUCUCCAGCUGUCCAUUCUGCAGUCGUGCUACGAGACGUGCGCUCAUCCCAACGCACUCGAAUGUGAGGCUGUCGGAACUGAGCUGGGGUUGCCCCUCAAAGUUGUGCAAAUCUGGUUCCAAAAUACGCGGGCCAAGGAAAAGAGAUGGAGGCUUCAGCAGGAAAAGCUGUCUCCAAGUUCAGACCCCUCUAAGAAGGUCGAAAUCAGCGCAGCCAGCUACCUACAGUAUAAUGCUCUAAGAGCCAACCGUCCCAUCCUCCCCAAACCGGUUCAGCUGACAGUCGUGGAGCCCUCACAGCCGCCAGGCGUGGGACAGCCAGCAGGCCGUGAGACCCUUCGGGGCCGCUGCGAAGCCUGCAACGCGACGUUCGAGUCCAGAGCGGCUGCACGAGCACACGUUUUCUCCCCACGCCAUCUCGCCACACUUAGAACCACUAACUUUGGCCAACCAGCAGCGCUUCUCAACAAUGGCUCUAGCACCGGGGGAGCGGGUUCUAAUGCGAGUGUUGCAGCCGUGUCUUCGACCCCAUCGCCAGCCAGCAGCACCACCAGCUAAGGUCUAGACCUAGUCUAAGCAAAAAGACAUUGGACGCAUUAAGACCUUGAGCUUUUAAUAGACUUGAAAUGGGUGCUGGUCUUUCAAGCAAACCUUCUUUGUGUCUCCAAUACCGAAGGGGCCCCCAAAUUGCUCACCAUCCUUUUCCCUCUCUCUUUCUGGUCUUCUGCUGGGUAUGAACUCAAGAUGAUUUUAAUCCAACAGGGCUCAUUCGGUUACGUUUUACCCCACAUGACUUUACCUAAAGUAAUUACAUGACCACAUCAUCUUGACCUUAGCUCAGGAUUUUGUGGUUGUGGUCAUUACCCAUCGUGUUUAGAGAUGUGUUGAUUCUGAAUUUCACAGUUGUAACGUGUGUUCAUGGACCAUAUAUUUAGGCAGGUGUGCCUCUUAAUGGGAUAUGUUCUCAUUUCAAAGAGUUGAAAUAUGAACUUGGUACUAUCAUCUUUUGAGACGGCAUCCUCAAAACUUAUUACAGCUUUUACUUUUGUCAAAGUAUGCCUCCAUAUGUCCCUUCGUAUGUAUGUUUUCCUGCCAAUGUCUACAGUGGUUUUCCCAUAAGUAGGUGGUUAGAUGAGGAUUUUUCCCCCCAGUCAAAUGAUCAGAAACCUGUGAUGAGGUAUGUGUUGGACAGGUGUUUCCAUUUUAGUGGUAGGGUGGGGAAGGAAAGCCUUUGGCCAGAAUGGAUGAAACACUGGUUGACUGAUAUGAAGGUUCAUUUGGAAUUUCAGGAGAAAUUAGAGACACUGCUUGGAAAUCUGGAAGUGCUGUUACAAUGGCUUCCAUCAGGAAGCAGACAUUUUGAAUCGGAGUCACAAUGACAAUCUGAGAGAGAGAGAGAGAAUAGAUAUAGACUAAUAAAAUCAGAUACUUUUCAUAUAGCACUUUGGUUGUUUAAGUGAGAGAGACUAAGCUUUUAAAAUGAAAUUGCUGCGCAAAAUACAUGUUGCAUAACAAAUAUUUUACUGUAAUCAGAUACUAUACCUGCUUUGUGGUCCUCCUACUGACCUAAAUCACCAGUAAUAAACAGGAACACAUUUUUAAGAUCAGCUAAAAAGACUAUAUACGGUAUAACAGUCAUCCAGUUUUUUAUUUGCUCUUAAGAUAAGUAAAAAAUGUUUUUAAUUAAGUUAAUAUACAGAAAUUGAGUUGAUGUACAAUAAUGUAUCCCAAAUGAGAUCACUCUCAGAAAUCAGUUGGUAUUGACAAGAAAGUACAGGGUCUGUCAUUUGCGUAGGUAUAUAUUUUUCAUUCAUUGUCUUGAUGCAUUGUAUGCUCUUGCAAAGUUUUCUGUUUUCUGCAGUCAUGCAGUUCUGGAUAACCAGCAAGAAGAGGGUAUGGUGUUAAUGUUAAGGUGUCCCUUUACUGUUAUGGACUUUCACAAAUCAGUAUAUUGUUAUUUGGAUGGAUGGAGCAAAAAGGAAGUGCCGUUUGAAGGACAUAAAAUACUAAAGAUGUUUUUUCCUUUUUAAGUUGUAUAUUGUUAUUAUUAAUAAUGCUAUUAAUAGUUUAACAAAAUGCAAAGUUAAAAAAUUAAAACUUUUUUAAAGAAUUCUAUUAUGAAAAAAAAAAAAGAUAUUCCAAAGUUAUUCUUCCUUUGCUGUCUGUCAUUAAAAAACCAAAAAGCAAUCUUGAGGUUGACAGAGAGCGGAAGAGACACUCUUAAUGCAAACUGUACAGGAACUCUCAAAACCUUGACACUUUGAGCUAGUCCAAGAUUUUACGCAUGAGCUACAGAUGAUGAAUGCAUUUCAGCCAACACAACAUGGGGCACUUGAUUGUGUAUUCAACGACUAGAUGCUUUUAAUAUACUCUUGUUAAUUGCUUAUACUUUUGUAACACGUUGUGUUGAGCUGUAGCUCAUGCACACAAAACAUGGACUGGGUUGCAGUGCUAUACGCUACAGAAAUGGGAACACGCAGUGUUGCACUGUUCAAAGUAGAUAGGUGGUUUGUUUCUUUUUUUAUUCUAAUCAUUUUUCAUCACUUGAUUAUCACUUGUUAACUGUACUACUAUUGCCAUUUAUUCAUCACUGUUUUGAUUACUAUUGAUUCAUGACGGUUUUAAUUGCAUCUCUUAACCUGUGAGAUGGCAUUGGUAUGAAUAUUGAACAAUAAUGGUGGCAGUGUUGUUUAAACUUAAUAGAUUUUUUGAUUAAGCUUGUUUUCUUUUCUUUCCUCACUCUUGUACCUUCAUUUUGUGUUGAUUCCCAUUCUGUUUUCUUACACAGAAGUGAAAUAAAAAAAAAAACAAUUGAA
Messenger RNA from Alosa sapidissima (American shad), 7829 nucleotides. It is a transcript of the gene zfhx2, whose product is annotated as zinc finger homeobox 2. Lineage: Eukaryota; Metazoa; Chordata; Actinopteri; Clupeiformes; Clupeidae. The record is from RefSeq and is a predicted model, not a curated record. Gene Ontology annotation, biological process: regulation of transcription by RNA polymerase II; regulation of neuron differentiation; brain development. Gene Ontology annotation, cellular component: nucleus. Bases 778 to 5571 code for a protein of 1597 amino acids. The transcript has 5 exons. Gene Ontology annotation, molecular function: DNA-binding transcription factor activity, RNA polymerase II-specific; zinc ion binding; RNA polymerase II cis-regulatory region sequence-specific DNA binding.